Molecule: messenger RNA, 3730 nt
Organism: Mytilus trossulus (common blue mussel)
Lineage: Eukaryota; Metazoa; Mollusca; Bivalvia; Mytilida; Mytilidae
Product: RB-associated KRAB zinc finger protein-like
Exons: 3
Coding region: 139-3507 (1122 amino acids)
Biological process (GO): regulation of transcription by RNA polymerase II
Cellular component (GO): nucleus
Molecular function (GO): DNA-binding transcription activator activity, RNA polymerase II-specific; RNA polymerase II cis-regulatory region sequence-specific DNA binding
Source: RefSeq, a predicted model, not a curated record
AAUGUGUCUCCGGAAACUUCCGCUAGUUGAUUGACAAUGAAUUUCAUCAUGUUCAUAAAAUCUCAAUUUUAAAGCUCCCAAACCACACUAAGUUGUAUCAGAAACUUUGAUAUAUGCAACAUUGAUGUGUGAAAAAACAUGCCUAGACUGAAGAAAAAAUCAUGGAAUCAAAAAAGAUUGGAAAGAAAGCUACAGAUGAGACUUCAAAGUCCAGCAAAGUUUGCAAAGUUAGCAUUACUGUCAAAACAGACCACUGAAUUAGGAACCCAAACACAAAUAUUUGACAGAAAUGAAAUAGUUACAUCUCCUGAUCAUACAAAUAACCAGCCAACACCGAUUCAUAGCAAUGAUAACAGUCAAAGUGAAAACCAGCCAUCACUGAAUCAUAGCAAUGAUAACUGUCAAAGUGAAAACAGCCCAUCACUGAAUCAAAGCAAUGAUAACUGUCAAAGUGAAUACCAGCCAACACUGAUUCAUAGCAAUGAUAACAGUCAAAGUGAAAACCAGCCAACACUGAAUCAAAGCAAUGAUAACUGUCAAAGUGAAUACCAGCCAACACUGAUUCAUAGCAAUGAUAACAGUCAAAGUGAAAACCAGCCAUCACUGAAUCAUAGCAAUGAAAACAGUAAAAGUGAAAACAGCCCAUCACUGAAUCAAAGCAAUGAUAACUGUCAAAGUGAAUACCAGCCAACACUGAUUCAUAGCAAUGAUAACAGUCAAAGUGAAAACCAGCCAUCACUGAAUCAUAGCAAUGAAAACAGUAAAAGUGAAAACAGCCCAUCACUGAAUCAAAGCAAUGAUAACUGUCAAAGUGAAUACCAGCCAACACUGAUUCAUAGCAAUGAUAACCAUAACAGUCAAAGUGAAUACCAGUCAACACUGGUUCAUAGCAAUGAUAACAGUAAAAGUGAAAACAAGACAUCACUGAAUCAAAGCAAUAAUAACAGUCAAAGUGAAUACCAGCCAACACUGAUUCAUAGCAAUGAUAACAGUCAAAGUGAAUACCAGUCAACACUGGUUCAUACAUGUAGCAAUGAUAACAAUCAAAGUGAAUACCAGCCAACACUGAUUCAUAACAAAUAUAGCAGUCAAAGUGAAUAUCAGCCAACACUGAUUCAUAGCAAAUAUAAUGGUCAAAGUGAAUACCAGCCAAUAUUGAAUUAUAGAAAUGAAAGCAGCCAAAGUGAAUACCAGCAAACACUGGUUCAUAGCAAUGAUAAUAGUCAAAGUGAAUACCAGCCAACAUUGAAUUAUAGAAAUGAAAGCAGCCAAAGUGAAUACCAGCCAACACUGAUUCUUAGGAAUGAUAACAGUCAAAAUGAAUCAUCACAAACACCUAUAUAUUUAGAUGAACCUUUAUUAUGUGGCAUUUGUUGUAAAGAGUUUAAUCAAAUGAGUUUAUUACGGGUACACAUGAGAACACACAAUGAAGAACAACCCUAUAAAUGUGAUAUUUGUUCUAAAGGGUUUAAGGGAAAGAAAAAAUUCCAGUUACAUAUGAGAAUACACACUGAAGAACAAAUAUAUCAAUGUGAUAAUUGUUCCAAAGCUUUUUGUCGUAAAAAUUCCUUAACUAGACAUAAGAAAACACAUCAUGGUCAUCUACAGAGCCAUAUAGCAAACAGUGAUGAAAAACUUGCAACAUUAAAAGACAAACUAAGGGAAUUUUUCCAAAAAAAUACAGGAAAAAAACAGGAUGAAUCUGGUGAGGUUACAUCCCCUGAUCAUAAAAAUAACCAGCCAACACCGAUUCAUAGCAAUGAUAACAGUCAAAGUGAAAACCAGCCAUCACCGAAUCAUAGCAAUGAAAACAGUAAAAGUGAAAACAAGCCAUCACUGAAUCAAAGCAAUGAUAACAGUCAAAGUGAAUACCAGCAAACACUGAUUCAUAGCAAUGAUAACAGUCAAAGUGAAUAUCAGCCAACACUGAUUCAUAACAAUGAUAACAGUCAGAGUGAAUACCAGCCAACACUGAUUCAUAGCAAAUAUAACAGUCUAAGUGAAUAUCAGCCAACACUGAUUCAUAGUAAAUAUAGCAGUCAAAGUGAAUACCAGCCAACAUUGAAUUAUAGAAAUAAAAGCAGCCAAAGUCAAUACCAGCCAACACUGGUUCAUAGCAAUGAUAACAGUCAGAGUGAAUACCAGUCAACACUGGUUCAAAGCAAUGAUUACAGUCAAAGUGAAUACCAGCCAACAUUGAAUUAUAGAAAUGAAAGCAGCCAAAGUGAAUACCAGCCAACACUGGUUCAUAUCAAUGAAAGCAGCCAAAGUGAAUACCAGUCAACACUGGUUCAUAGCAAUGAUUACAGUCAAAGUGAAUACCAGCCAACAUUGAAUUAUAGAAAUGAAAGCAGCCUAAGUGAAUACCAGCCAACACUGAUUCUUAGCAAUGAUAACAGUCAGAAUGAAUACCAGCCAACACUGGUUCAUAACAAUGAUAACAGUCAGAGUGAAUACCAGCCAACACUGGUUCAUAGCAAUGAUAACAGUCAAAAUGAAUCCUCACCAACACCUAUAUAUUUAGAUGAACCUUUAUUAUGUGGCAUUUGUUGUAAAGAGUUUAAUCAAAUGAUUUUAUUACAGGUACACAUGAGAACACACAAUGAGGAACAACCCUAUAAAUGUGAUAUUUGUUCUAAAGGGUUUAACGGAAAGAAAAAACUCCAGUUGCAUAUGAGAAUACACACUAAAGAACAAAUUUAUCAAUGUGAUAAUUGUUCCAAAGCUUUUUGUCAUAAAAGAUCCUUAUAUAGACAUAAGAAAAUACAUCAUGGUCAUCUACAGAGCCAUAUAGCAAACAGUGAUGAAAAACUUGCAACAUUAAAAGACAAACUAAGGGAAUUUUUCCAAAAAAAUACAGGAGAAAAACCGGAUGAAUCUGGUGAAGUUAACACGAUGGUUAAUGUCAGACAUGUUUUUAACAAUGGCCAGGAUCCCACAGGAACUAAAACUGCAAAUGAACAAUUUAUAUGUGGUGUAUGUGGUGAAAUCUUUAGUGGGGAUAUACCAUUAGUACUACACAUGAAAAAACACGCUUGUGAAGUAACUAACACCAUGGUCAAUGAAAAACAUGAUAUAAGCAUUGAUCAUGAUCACACAAUAUUAAAAACUGAUCAAGAUAAUUAUGAUACCACAAUAUUAAAUACUGAUCAAGAUAAUUAUGAUACCACAAUAUUAAAUACUGAUCAAGAUAAUCAUGAUACCACAAUAUUAAAUACUGAUCAAGAGUUCAUAAUAUCAGAGAAUGAUCAAGAUCACCAUGAUCACACAACAUUAAAUAAUGAUCAAAAGUUCACAAUAUCAUAUAAUGGUCACACAACAUUAAAUACUGAUCAAGAUCACACAAUAUUAAAUAAUGACAAAGAGUUCACGAUAUCAUAUAAUGGUCACACAACAUUAAAAACUGAUCAAGAUCACACAAUAUUAAAUACUGAUCAAGAGUUCAUAAUAUCAGAGAAUGAUCAUCAUCACCAUGAUCACACGAUAUCAAAUAUUAAAAUUGAAUAGUUUGUGUGUGGUGUUCGUGGUAAAAGCUUUAGUGUAGAGAAUAAAUUACGACUAAACACAAAUCAUAAUUUUCUGUGAUCACGUGAUGCGCCUGUUAAACUAUGUAAUGAACAUAUAAGAGCAUGUGAUAAACCUUUUAGAUCAUGUGAUGAACCUUUUAGAUCAUGUGAUGAACCUUUAAGAUCAUGUGAUAAACCUUUUAAAUCAUGUGAAGAACCUUUUA